CACUUGGAGCGCUGCAAGUUUAGCAAUUUAUAGUCUCAUGUUCCUAUUGGAUGACGUAGUCUUCCAUAAUUGUUUUGGUAUCGUAGCAACGUGAUCGUGAUUUUUCGUUUAAAUUGCAGUACAUAUGAGGAUGGAUCAUACGGGAAGAGAAGAAUUCAGUUUGAGAUUGAAAUUGAAAUACUCGUGCAAGUUUCCUGGAUGCAGGAGUAGUGAUUAUGUAAAAAUAAAUUCCAAACACAAGAAUAAAUUUUUCUAUAAAUUUCCAGCUGCAUCAAAAAGUGAGACUUUAAAGAAGUGGAAAUUGAUCUGUAAUAUAGAUGAAGGUGUCAACUGUAGUUAUUAUUAUGUGUGUGAGGAUCAUUUUUAUGAAGCAGAUUUUGUGGACUUUACUAGACACAGGCUAAAUCCUGGUGUUAUACCAAAGCACAUGGAAUUGGUGUUGUAUCAUCCUCCCCCCACCCAUCUGUGUUACACUGGUGGUGGUGGUGGUGGUGGUGGCGGUUUCACCACAUCGGGUGCAAAUAUAAGCGUGCAAGAGACAGGUCACAAUGCAAAAUCUACAGUAAUACAACGAAGCAGUCCCCCUUUACAGAGCACAGAUGAUGGUGAAUACAGCUUUUCAUCCUCACCUGUUUAUGAUGUUGAAAGUAGUGCAGGUGUAAUAGGAUCUGGCGUUUCUAAACGUGAUUUAACUCCAAGAAAACACAAAAUGUAUAAAUUGCAUAGAAUUACAGUUUCCAGAGUGUGUAAAUUGAAAAAACAGCUACAGAAUGAGAGGAAUAAAUUGAAAAUUCUAAAAUAGUUGUAUGAUGACAGGAAAUUUCAGUUAAUUGAAGAAUAGUUGAAUGACGUGACUAAAACUUUUAUAAGUCAAUUAAGAAAUGCCAAUAUGCAACCCACAGCAGUAUGGUGGUCUAUACAAGAUAAGGCAUUUGCUUUAUCUAUUUAUAAGUGUAGUCCCCGGUUGUACAGAUAUUUGACCACAUACUUCUCCCUUCCAUCUGUCACGCUGCUCAAGGGAGUGCUUUCCCACAUACCAUUUGAUACAGGACUUGAUCCAGCUUUAUUAAACUUUUUAGCAAGGGAAGUAAGCAAUAUGCAUGAAAAUGACAAGUACAGGGUGAUUCAAAAAGAAUACCACAACUUUAGGAAUUUAAAACUCUGCAACCGACAAAAGGCAGAGCUAAGCGCUAUCUGUCGGCGAAUUAAGGGAGCUAUAAAGUUUCAUUUAGUUGUAUAUUUGUUCGCCAUUUCAGACAAUAAAGUUUUUGGUCCCUUUUUCUUCUAAGGUGCUACUGUAACUGAACUACAGUAUCUGGAGAUGUUAGAGAAUUGGCUGUUCCCUCAGCUCGAACAAGAAGCACAACAAUUCAUAUUUCAGCAGGAUGGAGCGCCACGACAUUGGCACUUAUCUGUCCGUAACUACCUGAACGUCAACUAUCCGAGGCGAUGGAUCGGCCGCCAGGCAGCCCGUGACAGAGCACGUCAUCACUGGCCUCCAAGAAGCCCUGAUCUUACUCCCUGCGAUUUUUUCUUAUGGGGGUAUGUUAAGGAUAUGGUGUUUCAGCCACAUCUCCCAGCCACCAUUGAUGAUUUGAAACGAGAAAUAACAGCAGCUAUCCAAACUGUUAUGCCUGAUAUGCUACAGAGAGUGUGGAAUGAGUUGGAGUAUCGGGUUGAUAUUGCUCGUGUGUCUGGAGGGGGCCAUAUUGAACAUCUCUGAACUUGUAUUUGAGUGAAAAAAAACCUUUUUAAAUACUCUUUGUAAUGAUGUAUAACAGAAGGUUAUAUUAUGUUUCUUUCAUUAAAUACACAUUUUUAAAGUUGUGGUAUUCUUUUUGAAUCACCCUGUAUUGUGCUCUACUUUUUGAUGAAAUGUCUCUGGAUGAUGGUAUGUACUAUGAUGCACACAAACAACUAAUCUAUGGUUAUCAGGACUUGGGUCAUUUAGGACGUUCACCUGUAGCUGCCAGUCAAGCAUUGGUUUUUAUGCUGAAAGGCAUUCGCAGAACUUGGAAACAAGUUCUAGCAUAUUACUUUACUGCAGCCACUUUCCACUACACCCAUUUGAAAUCACUCAUUGUUCACAUCAUAAGUGAACUAUAGAAUAUUGGGUUCAAAGUGGUUUGUACUGUAUGUGACCAGAAUGCAACAAACCAAAAGGCCCUUAAGCAACUGUGUGAAGCAAAUUUGUUGAAACCCAGUAUAUUUCAUUUUGUCGUCAAUAAUCAACCAAUUGUUACCAUUUAUGAUGUAACACAUCUGCUCAAAAACACGAGAAAUGCUUUGAUAGAUAAUGAAAUUCAAUUUGAACCUCACAAAGCAGCAAAGUUUGAGUACAUCAGUACAGUGUUCUGUUUGGAUUAAAAAAAAAACAGUUCAAAACUCUGCCCAAAUUAAAAGCACAACACUUUAACUUUUCUGAUUCCCAUGUCAAAAUGAAGGUAAAAGUUGCUGCUGCACAAAUGAGUCAUACUGUUGCAGCUACAAUUGAAACAUAUGUUUCUACUCACACAUUACCAUCUGAAGCUAUACACACAGCUGAGUUUGUGGAAAAGGUAGAUAAUCUCUUUGAUUCACUCAACAGUAAUGAGCAAUAUCCCAGGGAUGGAAAACAAUUUAGGUGUGCUUUAUCAGAAAAUUCGCCACAUUUAGAAAUGUGGUAUAGCAUAUUGAGGGAAAUAGGCAGCUGGCAAAUAAUAGAUUUAAAAACGGGAAGAAACAAGACUAAUAUGUUUAGCUUCAUAAAAGGUUGGCAGAUUACAUUACAGUCUAUUAUUUUCUUGUGGAAGACCUUGAAAGUGGUUGGCUUUAAGUACUUAAAUUUAAAGGGGUUCAAUCAAGAUGCUUUAGAAAAUUUCUUUUGUUGUAUAAGACAACAUGGUAUUGCUAAUACAAACCCAACUUGUUUUCAGUUUGUACAAGCUCUGAAGACUUGUGUUGUCAAUCAUAUGACUUUGCCUUUCAAAGCCAUGAGUGUAAGUAACUGUGAAAAUGAUGAUUACACUCCCUUGAGCAGUUUGUGUCACUUUCUGGCAGCUAGUGGUAGGAGUGAACAUUUAAGUGAAUGUGAGAUGAAAGACACUGAUACACCUGAGCAAAUUUAUUCUUACUCAGAUGAUAUCAUCGAGUCUGUAGAAGAUCAACAAUCCUUAGCCUAUGUAGCAGGCUAUGUACUAAAAGCCAUAGAUGUACCAGAUGAUUGUGAAACAUGUAGUACCAGUCUCUACUCCUCUGUUGUGACUGAAAAUCAUUUGUUUACCUCAUUUAAAGAGAAUAGUGAGGAGCAUUCUCAUUUGAAAUACGCAAGUGAAAGAGUCAUGAUUUUCCUAAGGGCACUCCAUGAUCAGCUGUAUGAGUAUCUAAAUAGUCAUGGUCACAUAACAAAACUACAUGAUAAUUUAAAAAAAAAAUUUCUUCUGUCUCAUACAACAAUUGGUAAUAAACAUGACAUUGAAGAGAGACUUCUGAAGACAAGUAUUCCAUUUAUAAUAUAAAAGUAUGUGAAAGAAAAGAAAUUUACAAACAAGAGGAAAUUGUGUAUGCAACAACUUAAAAAGAAGUUCAAAUCAUGUUAAAAGACUUUGUAUUUUGUUUAUUAUGUGUACAAUGAGAGUUAGCUCCCUAUACAUAUACAAAUGUUCUUGUAUCAAAAUCAUGCCUUUGACUUGUUAUGACAAAAUCUGGUAAUUCAGCAGGCACAUAACUUAACACUUUCUACAUGUGAUGAUUGGAUUCUAAAAGUAUAAUGAAUAAAGUGCUGUCAAGGGGAAUUUGUGUUAAUUUUCAGUAGUGUACCAAACAGUGUUUUC
Molecule: messenger RNA, 3812 nt
Organism: Schistocerca serialis cubense
Lineage: Eukaryota; Metazoa; Arthropoda; Insecta; Orthoptera; Acrididae
Exons: 2
Coding region: 2439-3497 (352 amino acids)
Source: RefSeq, a predicted model, not a curated record